GCCUCGCCGCUUGUAAUUCAUAGCGCAGCGUUUGGCGCGAAGCCUUCCGAGCCGCGAUUGGACGGCCGAGCUUACCGGCUCGUCGCUCAUUGGUGUCUACCGACCACGUGGGCCCAGGUAUAAAAGCAUUGUCCCGCCAUUUUGUGAAGCAUUCAAGUGACGACGCUGUGGUGUGUGCGUGUGCCUAGCUCCGUCGCGUUGGUUUGCGUGUGCUUCGUUUUCUUCUUAUUUAUUCCACAUCUUCGACCAGAAAAUGCCCGCCACACGUUCAAGGCCCAGCACCGAGCAGGCUGAGGUUGUUUCUGAGGAGGUGAAGAAGGACGUCGAGGCGUCCCCGGUGAAGGAAAAGGUGGCGGAGACGAAAACGGAGGAGGCCAAGCCUGCGGCUGAAGAGAAGGCCGACAGUGCAGAGGAAGCCAAAGAAGAAGCAGAGAAGGCUCCUGAAGAGGCACCCAAAGCAAAUGGAGAAGCUGCUGCUGCUGCCGUCGAUGGCGACAAGGAGUCAGACACCGCAGCCACGGAAAAGGCGGAGAAGCACAAACUUGAAGAUGAGGUGAGCGGCACUCCCGAGAAGAAGGCCAAGGUAGAGGAGAAGGAGAGCAAGGAAGAAGAGGCUGCCAAGGAAGCCGCACCUACAGAGGAGGCCGCAGCAUGAGGCGCUCGAUUUGGUCGAGCAUCCGAGCCGCUGCCAACAUCCACCAAGCGCGCAAUGACACACAAGGACGGAAAGACGAAAAAAAAAGAAGACAAGCUCCCUCUCCUUCAUCCCACCACCACCAUCCCCCUGUUUUCCACCACUACAUGUACGUGGGGACCAAAGCAGUUCCCCAAGACUACUACCGCUGCCACCACCACCAUUGCUAUCCCCGCUUUAACUUAUGUUGGGACUGAUGUACAAAGGCAUCCCCUGCAUUGUGUAUUCCCCACCCCCACCCAGUGGUUCCUUUCUUUUGUCCAGCUGUUUUUCUGCUCUGCGCAUCCUUGUGCUGUUGAAAUUUGUUUUUUGGUUUAAGUUCACUUUUGUUUUUCUCUUCCGACAUACACACCACAUACCGUCAUUUGUUGUGAAGAACUUAAUAUAGAUGGUUGUACAGUUUCAGGUUUAAAAGAAUAAAUUUUCUUCUCAUCGUCA
This is a messenger RNA of Rhipicephalus sanguineus (brown dog tick), 1132 nucleotides long. RefSeq names its product enolase-phosphatase E1. The transcript is spliced from 4 exons. The record is from RefSeq and is a predicted model, not a curated record. NCBI's taxonomy places the organism in Eukaryota, Metazoa, Arthropoda, Arachnida, Ixodida, Ixodidae. The coding region runs from base 254 to 655 and encodes 133 amino acids.